Spea bombifrons (plains spadefoot toad) is the source of this 969-nucleotide messenger RNA. RefSeq names its product vesicle associated membrane protein 4 (gene VAMP4). The coding region runs from base 210 to 635 and encodes 141 amino acids. Gene Ontology annotation, biological process: Golgi ribbon formation; vesicle-mediated transport. Lineage: Eukaryota; Metazoa; Chordata; Amphibia; Anura; Pelobatidae. The record is from RefSeq and is a predicted model, not a curated record. The transcript has 8 exons. Gene Ontology annotation, cellular component: membrane.
CAGCAUGUAAAUCCAAGAACCGGAAGCGAAUAGGAAAGGGAGCAGAGGACCGUAUGAUAUGAAUGUGUCGGGUGAAGCAGCAUCGCCAUGUUAAAUCAUCAUUAAUAAGAAGAUACGUGUACGAGGGACCGGCACAGACAAACAGACGUCGGACAAUCUUCCUGCUACCCCUGUAAGAAAAUCUGAUCUUGUCUUAUAAGAGAGAGAAUAUGCCUCCAAAGUUUAAACGACACCUUAAUGACGAGGAGGUCACAGGUUCAGUGAAAAGUGAAAGACGGAACCUUUUAGAGGAAGACUCUGAUGAAGUAGAAGACUUCUUCCUGAGGGGACCUUCUGGACCUAAGUUUGGACCAAGGAAUGACAAGAUCAGACAAGUACAGAACCAGGUGGAUGAAGUCAUUGAUGUUAUGCAGGAAAACAUCACCAAAGUAAUAGAAAGGGGGGAACGGUUGGAUGAACUGCAAGACAAGUCAGAAAGUUUAUCUGACAACGCCACAGCGUUCAGCAGCAGAUCAAGACAGCUCAGAAGACAAAUGUGGUGGAGAGAUUGUAAGAUGAAAGUAAUUGUGGCGUUUGUUAUUAUCCUUGUUCUGCUAGUGAUUAUCGUUCCAUUUAUCAUGAAGUUCCGCUCCUAACCAUCAGCUCAAGUACCUUCAUGAGCAAAUAUUCUGGAGAAAAGGUUUCAACCGGUUCCUCUGUACAGAACUGUGUACAUUUUCUGUUGUUUUAACCCCCUUACACCCAAGAGGAGUGCGAUGUAUUGUGUUGUAGUACAUUGCUAAUCACCUGCAAGCAAAAGGCACUCAAUCAGUGAUCCUGACCUAACACAGAGACGUUUGUGUAUGCAAGCAAGGAAAGAUGGAAUCUACCCCAAGCAAAUCUAUUUAUCUGUAUUUUGGUUUGUUUAAAUUGUUUUGCACAAGCAUCAGGUCAGGUGUCAUCCGUUAGAAUGCAAUGUGUAUUUCUGAA